Clonostachys solani is the source of this 1536-nucleotide messenger RNA. NCBI's taxonomy places the organism in Eukaryota, Fungi, Ascomycota, Sordariomycetes, Hypocreales, Bionectriaceae. The record is from the annotation of a GenBank genome assembly.
AUGAAGAGCCUCAUCUUCAUAGGCGCUAUGGCCCUUGGCCUAGCAUCUGGCCAUGAAUAUCCCGACUGUGAGCACGACAACUGCUACAGGAAUCUCAUUGACACGCGUUUCAAUGGCGAAGGUUUCUGUUUCGAGUUUCUUUCGGGCACUACCACUGCCCCUUCUGCUAUCCCCACGGAUUUCAGUAAUUGCCAGGGCGAUGUGACCAGGGUUUCCUCCGCUUGUUCUUGCAUCACUUACACGGCAACACACACGAGCGUGCCUCCCACGUCUACCCCUUCUACUGAGACCGUUCCAAGCACGGAAUCGACUACUCCAUCAUAUACCAAACCAACCCACACCAAGCCAACUCACACUAAGCCUACGGAGACUGAGACUACCCCUUCAUAUACCAAGCCUACUCACACGAAGCCGACUCACACUAAACCUACACACACCAAGCCUACGGAGACGGAGACUACUCCCUCCUACACUAAACCAACUCACACUAAACCAACCCACACCAAACCAACUCACACCAAGCCUACGGAGACGGAGACUACUCCCUCCUACACCAAGCCAACUCAUACCAAGCCUACCCAUACCAAGCCUACACACACCAAGCCUACUGAGACUGAAACCACCACUCCUUCUCACACUCACACAAAACCAACCCAUACUAAACCAACUCAUACCAAGCCUACCCACACCAAGCCUACACACACCAAGCCCACAGAGACCGAGACUACUACUCCCUCUCACACCAAACCUACGCACACUAAACCAACCCACACAAAGCCAACUCACACCAAGCCAACCCACACAAAGCCUACUCACACUCAGCCUACAAACACUCCCCCAACUCAUACGAAGCCUACGCAUACCAAGCCUACGCACACCAAGCCAACGGAAACCCAGCCUACAGAGACCCAACCCACAGAGACCAAGCCCUCGCACACCAAACCUACUCACACCAAGCCUACACACACCAAGCCAACGGAGACUCAACCUACAGAGACCAAGCCUACAGAGACUCAACCUACGGAGACCAAACCCUCGCACACCAAGCCUACACAUACCAAGCCCACACAUACCAAGCCAUCUCACCCACCACCUCCUCCUACUACCACAGAGUGGACAACCUCAACUAUUUACACAACCACUUGUAUCACCAUCACUACCUGCCCUCCUGAGGUACCAAACUGCCCUGGUACCACGACCACCAUCACUACCACAAUUCCCGUGACCACGACGGUGUGCCCUGUCACUAGCCAGCCUGCGACCACCAUUGUGGAGAGCUCCCACAAGGCUCCAGUUCCAUCUUCUGCCCCGCCUGUUGUUGUGAGCUCAACCUUUGUGACGAUUCCAGUCACCAAGUCGGAGAAGUUUGAGGCACCAGCUCCUUCAAGCUCGGCACAGCCAACACAGCCCACGCAGCCGGCCCAGACAACGCAGCCGGCCCAAACAACACAGCCUGCCGUACCCGCCGGGGCUAGUCAAGUUAGCGCCGCGGUCCAGAUUGCCUUCAUUGCCGCUGGUCUGGUAGCUCUCAUGUAA